AUGGGCUCUGUGAGACCCGAGAAUUUGAGGCGUGCGCCAAUGACUAAAGGGUCAUCGAUCGAUCAUCUGGAAUAUGUCGAUGUGACUCCAAUCAUCGGCCGCGAGUAUCCCACCGCCAGCAUCAAAGACAUUCUGACGGCAGCCAAUGCUCAAGAGCAACUUCGCGACCUUGCAAUAACUAUUUGCGAGCGCGGCGUGGUCUUUUUCCGAGCCCCCCAAGAUGAUCUAUCCAUUGACGAGCAGAAAUAUGUGACCAACCUGCUCGGCCAAUUGACAGGGAGACCAGACGAAAACGGCCUCCAUGUUCAUCCCCUUUACAACGACCCAAAUAAUGUGCCCAUGGCUGAUGGCACCACGGACAAGAAUAUGCAAGUCUUCUACGCAGACCAAAGGAGGGGGCCAUAUGAGCAGUUGCUAAUAACUGUUAAAAGCUAUGUGAUCAACUCAGAAGCACAAAAGAAACUGUACGCAACUAUGAAGAAGCGUCCUGGAAACUCUCCUGACGAGCCGCGAGAACUCGGACGUGAGUGGCACAGCGACAGUCUCUUCGAGACGUGCCCCUCCGACUUUUCAUUUCUGCGGAUGCAGGUCACGCCGCCCGCCGGAGGUGACACCCUCUGGGUGUCCGGCUACGAGUUAUAUGACCGUCUCUCGCCGCCCUUUCAACGAUUCCUCGAGACUCUGACUGCGGAGUGUGCGCAACCCGUUUUCAAAUCGGCGUGCGAGGCCGGCGGGUACCAAGUCAUGUCACCACGUGGCUCACCCCUCAACGUGGGCUUUGAAUUCGCGCCCCAUCACCCGGUGGUCCGCACCCAUCCAGUAACGGGGUGGAAGAGUGUGUUUGCGGGCGUGGGGUUGCAUGUGUCGAGGAUCGAUGGGGUGUGGGCAUACGAGGACCAGAUGAUUAGGGAGUAUCUGAUGCGGCUCAUUACGCGUAACCACGACUGCGUCGCCAGAAUGCACUGGACCAAAGGCGCCUGUGCGAUAUGGAGCAAUGUCUGCACAUUACAUGCGGCCACGGGCGACGAGAGGCUUUGGUGGGGGGACGCAUCCGCUCGUUUACAGCACCGAGAUAAUGGUGAUGGAUCCUGGUCGGCGAACUUGCCCUCAAAGGAGUAA
Molecule: messenger RNA, 1119 nt
Organism: Diaporthe amygdali
Lineage: Eukaryota; Fungi; Ascomycota; Sordariomycetes; Diaporthales; Diaporthaceae
Exons: 4
Coding region: 1-1119 (372 amino acids)
Cellular component (GO): cytoplasm
Molecular function (GO): 2-oxoglutarate-dependent dioxygenase activity
Source: RefSeq, a predicted model, not a curated record